AUGGACUGUUCCGCAGUCAUGAAAGUUGUAUCGACACUUAAAGGGCCUCGGGCAGGCACACCAGUAUUCCCCUUAACGCCGCGCUCUGUCAUCUUGCUGGACAAAGUGAUUGCUGGAAGAGAGUGGAUUCCCAUUUUCCGUCGUAUUGGAACAGGUCACCAUUUCUUGAGUUAUCACCAGUUGCAUAUCAUAAAACCUUGGCAUCACUUCACUUCACAGGAUGUGUACAGCACAGAAAAUGCCCAUCUGCCAACUCAUUUGCACUCCUGGGCACAUUUUGUUAUGUGGAAUGGAGCUGUGGCAGUGGCAUGGAAGAAUCCUCUUUCAAGCUGGUUCACUGCUAUGCUCCAUUGCUUUGGUGGAGGAAUUUUAUCCUGUGUAUUGCUUGCGGAGCCUCCGUUGAGGUUUCUUGCAAACAACACUAAUAUAUUACUGGCAUCUUCGAUCUGGUAUAUUACAUUUUUUUGCCCAUGUGACCUAGUUUCCCAGGGCUAUUCUUUCCUACCUGUUCAACUCUUGGCUGCGGGAAUGAAGGAAGUGACCAGAACUUGGAAAAUAGUAGGUGGAGUCACACAUGCAAAUAACUAUUACAAAAAUGGCUGGAUAGUCAUGAUAGCUGUUGGAUGGGCCCGAGGUGCAGGUGGUAGCAUUAUCACGAAUUUUGAGCAGUUGGUAAAAGGAGGUUGGAAACCAGAAGCUAAUGAAUGGCUGAAGAUGUCCUACCCUGCCAAGGUAACCCUACUGGGGUCAGUUAUCUUCACAUUCCAGCACACCAAACAUCUGGCAGUAUCAAGGCAUAAUCUUAUGUUCCUUUAUACCAUGUUUCUUGUGGCCACAAAGAUAACCAUGAUGAUUACAGAGACUGCUACUGUGCCUUUUGCUCUCUUUGAGGACGCAUUGAGCCGGAUGCUGUUUGGUUGGCAGCAGCAGUUCACACCAUGUGAAAAGAAAAGUGAAACAAAAUCAUCUUUUAAUGGUACUGGUUCAUCGACCUCAAAACCUAUAGCUGUUGCUUCAGAUACUGUUAAAAAGAAACAUACCAAGAAGACUUAGUAAAUUUACUGUAUGAGCUCUAAAGGCAGAAUUUUUUUUCUUACCUACCUGACAGAUGGUGAUAAAUAUUUGUAUGUAAAUGAUGUGAAAUAAAGUUUAUAUAAGGAAUGGAGGUGACAAAAAGAAAGAACUUCUUUCUGUUUCAGGGAGAUUGUCUCUUUCUGGAUUGUAAUUUCUGAGUGUUAUGAGUGUAUCAUGUGAAAUUGUUUUUCUAAGUUAUAUAUAAAAGAUUCUAUUGUGAUUAUUUUAAAAUUUUUAUAUUGAUAAAGGGGGCUUGAUUUUUUUUCCUAAUGUUAGAAAAAGUAAACUUGCUAUGAUUGCAAACUAAUAAAAAUUAAAGCCUUUGUUUUAUUUAGGUAUUUUCAAACACAUUUUUUAUUUGAAUCUGAGCUUUAGUUCCGCAAAAUUAAACUUUUACUUUAUGUGAUCAGUAUAAUUCCUAGAUAUGGAAAACAGUUCUUAUUUAAUUUUGAGCACUGGGAAAAGUAAACCUUCCCUAAAUCACUUUAUAUUAUGAAUGAAAAUAAAUGACUAGUUUAUAUUUCAGGUAUAAAUACUGUAUUUUUUAAUGUACAUUAAAUAGAAAAUAUUUGAAAUUUUAUUUAAUUUUUUAAAAUAGUACUAUUUUUCAUUGAGAACAGAGUAUUGGUAUGAGUCUCAAUCUGAAGUCUAUUUCAUGCCCUUGUUUAUAAUGUUCCUUUUUUUCAAAAGAAAAUUAGGGGUGAAAUUUUUAAUAAAUUACUAAACCCAAGUUUUGUUUUGUAAGUUUCAUUUUAGAAAGUUAUUUUUUCUCUUUAAAACAUUCAUUUUAAUUGUAGAAUAAAUCAUUCUUGUCAGCAUUUUGCAUAUUCUUAACUUCUUUCUGAUCUUAGUUGAUCUAUGUUGAUGGUAGUAGCUUAAUGAUUCAGCAAAAAGUAUUAUUUCAGUUUAAAAUUUUUCCCUAUGUCUCCUUUCUAGUGGAUACUUUUCAGUUUUCUAGGUGAAUGUCUGUACUAGUUUGCAUAUGUUUAUGUUGUAUUUUAAUCUACAUGUACUUACAUAUAUUAUUAACUUUAUUUUAAAUUGAAUCUAAUUACCCUUAUGUGGAAAUGUUCAGCUCUAAUGAGAAUUGUCCUUGGGCAUUUGAUAUUAACCAGCUAACAAAGAAGAACCAUAAACUAAAACCUUGUAUAAUAGUCCAUUUGAAUGAAGAAUGAUGUUAAAUCAGUCCUUUUUGCGCCCCCCCCCCAACAAAAAAGAGAGAGAGGAGAAAAGGUACUAACUAAAUAAUGUUAAACUUUCUUGUUUUAUUUUAUAGUUUAAAAGUCUAGUUAGAAUUUUAAAACACUGUAACUAACAUGACUUUUUCUACCAAGACCAUGAACCUCCUACCUGCAAAGAGUUAGUAUGUAUGUAUAUAAGGCAUUUGGGGAUGGCAUAGAAGUAUUCAAAGCACACUGAAGUUAGACAUUAAAAUUUUUUUUUUUGAUAAAUAUAAGCACGAACAGGGUACUAUGCUUUAACUUAAUAAAUAAAUAUUUGGGGGGAGGAGGACCUUUGAUAGCCUUGGGAUGCUAAGAAGUUUAUUUUUAAUACUGUGUCAGAAAGCAUUAAAAUAUUUGAGUUUUGUAGUAUAUUUGAUACUCUUGUAGUUAAAAACUUUUCAGAAUUAACGUGUUACUAAUUAUUGACUUAGCUUUGAAGUCUGGGAUUAACUGUAGUUGAAAUGAUAGGAAUAUUGUUUUAUACUUGUAUUAAAGACAAUUUAUUAAAGUAAGUUAUUUAGCACCA
This is a messenger RNA of Felis catus (domestic cat), 2823 nucleotides long. RefSeq names its product transmembrane protein 38B (gene TMEM38B). The record is from RefSeq and is a predicted model, not a curated record. The transcript is spliced from 7 exons. Bases 1 to 1053 code for a protein of 350 amino acids. Gene Ontology annotation, molecular function: potassium channel activity; identical protein binding. Lineage: Eukaryota; Metazoa; Chordata; Mammalia; Carnivora; Felidae. Gene Ontology annotation, biological process: potassium ion transmembrane transport. Gene Ontology annotation, cellular component: membrane.